GCAAUUAUUAAACUGAAGGUAGUCUCUGAAUGAAAACUCUACUCAUGUUUAACAACGUCAAAUAGAUCUACCGACAAAUAUAUUGCAUGUUUUUGGAUACGAAGGACCAUAAAAUGCCUAUUAAUUUGACUUUUGUUUCUAAAUGUGUUAUAAGAUCUCGUUACUAUUGGAAGGAUACCAAUACUAUUCUCUACUCGGUAUGAUAUAUUAUUGACCGUUGGUUCCACCUAGUUAUUUAAUGACGAUGAUUGUCCCGUAUGUGUGUUACAGCAGUGUUCCGUCUACUUUAUACUGUUGGAUUUAGUCUUGUUGAGGUUUCGUAUACUUUGCCAGUCUUCUAAGGGCAAAGGCAAACCUUUGUAUGCACCGAGAGUAUGAAUAAUGUUUCGAACGUUUCUAUACUUUGGGGGUUUAGAUCAAAAUCCAAUGUACACGUGGAAGAUCGGAAAUGAUAUAUCCGGUAAUUUGGAAAAUCUGAUCUGCGUUUUUUAGUCUUAUUCAGUGAACGUUGUACUCCGACAGUUGGUUGACGCGUUGCUGUAUCGUAAUCAAUGAAUAUUGAAUUGUAUUGUUUUCUAGCAAAUCAGUUUCACUGUAUUAUGAUAGAUGAAUAUUGAAGGCAAUGAGUAGGCAUUAAUUCGAUACAAAACUAUAUUUGAUAUGUGUAUGUCUAUGUAUGCUAGAAAUUAGAUUAAAGGGAAUUAUUGUACAGUUUCGUCAUUUGUACACGUUGUGAUGCCUAUUUCCUGAUUCGUACGUCGUUCAAGAAGCAUAAUAGGUUGAGAGUAUGAUGCACCGUCGGCAAUUAAUAUCAGAUAAACGUCCAGAAGAUAGAUAAAUCUAAUGCUGUUUAUUAGCACAAUACAAAUGUCGAUACAGUUAUGAUAUUAUGUUAAAGAAAACAUUUAUAAUGAAGUUAAUCUUAACUUGUUUCGUGUUUGGUUGUAUUUUAGACCAGUACAUUGGCGAAUAUAAAAAACAUAAACAGCAAUUAUUAGAAAAUAAUACGUAGUUCAUGCAGGUUAGAUGUCGAAAAAAGACAAUUCAAGAUUGUGCCUUGAAAUCUGCACCGACAAUGAAGAAGAUUGGAAAGUAUUUAUGGGGAUUUGUGCUAUUGCAUUUCAAGAUAGUAAUCCGUUUAAACGAUCGCAUCCUGAUCCAAGCAAACGAAAAUUAUUUUUGUCAGAAUAUUUUAAAUACGUUUAUGAGACCGAGUUGUCGAACGGUCGAGCAGGUCUUGUGUGUGUGAAAAAAAUUAGCGAUAAUCAACAAAAACCAAAAAUACUUUACGGGUUUUGUAUGAUUCAUAAAGGAUCUCCCAAAAGCCGAGGUGAUAAAACAUGUAUGGAAAACAUUGAUAAAAAGGGAAUGGAAAUCAGUUUGGGGGAGGACGAGUGGUUGGAAAAGAAUAUUCUUUCCAAAAUGAGAGACCUUUCAAAAAUGCUAAAUUUCACCGCAGUAUAUGCGUAUUUACAAGCCAGUGUCCAAGAACACAUGAACAAUGGUGUUGGAAGCAAAUAUAUUCAGGCCUCAGCUGACAUGCUUGUCCAGGAUGGCAUAAAACGAGGUUUGAUACCAGCUCAUUUACCUACUGUAGUGUACGGAGUUCUAGACGACGUCAGAGUCUGGAGAUUUUACAAACAAGCAGGGACUAUUGAAAUUGCUCACUUACAUCAUGGUGAAGAUGACAAACACAAAUGUCGCAAAAUUAAAUGCAUCGAUAAUAAUAUGAGAGACAACAGAAAUGAAAUUUUUGACUGUGUUAUCGUUUUGGGACCUCACAAGUUCUUUUUGCAACAGUUGAAAACUGUCUUUAAUUUCAAAUCAAUGCUUUAAAUAUUUGUCAUAGAAAUAUUCUACUUUUUACUUCCAUAAUGCUAUAAAAUUUAUUGAAUGUUCCCUGGUAAAACUAUCUUUCGUGUCAACCAGUCGGACUUAAUUUGUCUGGCAUAGGCCUACUACAUAUGUGUGCAUAGUGUCGUUCCAAUAUGUUGAUACUUGUGGUGAGAAGUCUCAGGCCUUUGUUCUGAGCCCAAAUUCAACGUCGUUUCAAGGUGUCACAAUUUACAUAGUCUAUGCAGAAACAGAACAAUACGCAACUAAAAACUUAUACCCCAGUUUUUGCUGUAACAGUGUUAAAAACUAGAGUGUGAAUUGCACGUUAUAGGAAUAUGCUACACAAGAACAAUAGUAUUUAUGCAAAAUUGUGAACUGUUUUAAUUUAACACUUGAUUUUUUUUAUUCUAGAAUUAGUUGUGAAAAAUGAAUCAUUUUUUAAUAAAAGUAUAUCCAUGA
This is a messenger RNA of Styela clava, 2295 nucleotides long. RefSeq lists its product as uncharacterized. The record is from RefSeq and is a predicted model, not a curated record. NCBI's taxonomy places the organism in Eukaryota, Metazoa, Chordata, Ascidiacea, Stolidobranchia, Styelidae.